Iphiclides podalirius (scarce swallowtail) is the source of this 1410-nucleotide messenger RNA. NCBI's taxonomy places the organism in Eukaryota, Metazoa, Arthropoda, Insecta, Lepidoptera, Papilionidae. The record is from the annotation of a GenBank genome assembly.
AUGGAUGAAGCGUUCGCACACCUCGAAGGCGCUGAAAAGAAGCACUGCGGGAAGGCUUUAGUGCCCCCAGAUGGUGGCUGGGGCUACCUUGUAUGCAUAGGCGUAGGAUUCACCUUUAUGCUUGGAUUUGGUUCCUCGAACGCUUUCGGCAUAUUGUUCAAUAACUUCUUCAUCGAACAAAACGGCGCCAGUGGGCUUCCUCUAGUCAUUGGAGUAUACAACGGAGCACUCUCUAUAGCAGGUUUUCUAAGUGGGAUAGCGUUGAAAAAAUAUUCUUUCAGGCAAGUUGGCUUGCUUGGCGCUGGUUUAUUCAUUCUAGGCGAUGUCCUAACUAUUUUUGUCACAAGAACUUAUCAGCUGGUCUUCACGUUCGGUGUUAUAAGAGGUGCGGGUUUCGGUGUCAUGAUACCAGUAAGCUUCACAGCGUUCAACUGCUACUUCACGAAGAAACGCACAGCUAUGAUGAGCGCCAACCAAACCAUGAGCAGUAUCGCUUCCAUAACAUUUCCAAUCCUCGUUACGUUCCUGCUGGGCGAGUAUGGAUUCCGUUGGACUCUCGCCCUCAUUAUGGCCGUGGAUCUGCACCUGUUGUUCGCAAUGCUAGUGAUGCACCCGGUCGAAUGGCAUAUGAUCAAAUCAAAGGAUGUCUCAAGUCCAGACCCAUUAAAUUGUGACGUCCUGGAAACUAAAUCAUUUAAAGUUGACUGUGAUGAAACUGUGGUCAAAAUGUUACCAGGUGAUGACGCUGCUGUUGAAAUUAAGGAAAUGACUACACCGAGUAGACACGAAUCCAUCCAAAAAAGUAUUAUAAAAAUUAUUUAUGAUAACGUUGAAUUGGAUUUGCUAAGGGAUCCAAGAUUUCUGAGCACUUUGGUUGGAUUGGGUUUUGCGUUCGUAUCUGACGUUACUUACCUAGCUAUGGAGCCUAUGUUAUUAUUCUCCUACGGAUAUUCGCAGAUGCAAGUGGCAACGUGCGUCAUGGUGGGUGCAAUAGCCGACCUGGUCGCAAGAUUUUCCUUGGCCGUGUUUACAUAUUUCUACACCGUCGACAGUAGAAAAAUUUUCUUUUCGGGGACCUGCCUGACAGUAAUACUGCGCAUCGCGCUUGUAUGCUCGAGUGAAAUAUGGUUCGUAUUCACCAUCACGGUCAUAUCGGGCCUGGUGCGGUGCUCUGUGCAGGUGCUUUUCCCCCUUGUGCUGGUCACAGCAGCCCCAGACAGGUUCCCAGCCGCCUUGGCACUACACAUCAUAUUCUCAGGAUUCCUUAUGCUUAUAGCCGAUCCGUUAAUAGGCCUAAUCUACGACGCAACGGGCACCUACUUGUAUUGCUUCUUUGCGAUGAGCGUAUGCUGUCUGGUUUGCGUGGUUUUGUGGACUAUAGAGUACAUAGUGUAUCGCAAGAAAACGAGU